AGCUGAGGUGGCCUUUCUUGGCUUUUCUUUCCUUUAGUAACAACAUGGCUAUUCCUACCGCUGCGUCGUUUCUCUUUGCCUCUACCCUCACRGUUGUUAUCUUUGCGGCGAUGCAAAUGUUCAAGAACAACUUGGCUUCGAGCGAAUGGAUGACCAUUUUGGGAGGAUUUGCUGGCUCACAACUUUUUGUUUUUCUUCUUACUGCUGUGGGAAAUCUUGAAACUUGCUUCUUUGGUAAAAACUUUCAAACUAAACUUUUCCCAGAAGUUCUGGCCUGUCUUGGAGUGGCUAUGUUUGCUUCAGGUCUUGUUCAUAGGGUCUGUGUAACGACAUGCUUUCUUUUUUCCAUUGGAUUGUUAUACUACUUGAAUAGGAUUUCUGCAGCAACCCAUACACCUGUUAUGAUCAAGCCAACUCAGCCUGUCUCCAAGGGAAAGAAAAGCCACUAAACUGGAAGUCCAAAAUCUACAUUUAUUACUUGUAAACCAUCAGAUUUAUUCUUAUUGGAAUUUAAAUUAAAUCUUUUCAAAAAACG
Molecule: messenger RNA, 535 nt
Organism: Actinia tenebrosa (Australian red waratah sea anemone)
Lineage: Eukaryota; Metazoa; Cnidaria; Anthozoa; Actiniaria; Actiniidae
Product: dolichyl-diphosphooligosaccharide--protein glycosyltransferase subunit KCP2
Biological process (GO): protein N-linked glycosylation
Source: RefSeq, a predicted model, not a curated record